Molecule: messenger RNA, 4842 nt
Organism: Oryza brachyantha (malo sina)
Lineage: Eukaryota; Viridiplantae; Streptophyta; Magnoliopsida; Poales; Poaceae
Exons: 9
Coding region: 292-4251 (1319 amino acids)
Source: RefSeq, a predicted model, not a curated record
CUCUCCACGCCGACCACUCCCCAUCCCCAUCUCCCGCCGCCGCCGCCGCAGCCGAGCGGAGCGGACGGGCCGAUCCGUAGCUCCUCGUAGGGAGGGUUCCGCGCGCCGGCGCCCCCGCGAUUCCACCGGGGUCCGGGGGUCGAUCCGUUCCGCGCCGAGCCGACGUGGGGGGGCUGGUGGGGGUUGGCUGCUGCGGGGGGGCCGUGAGGUCGGGCCGCCGUCGUGCCCGGGGCUAGGGUUUUGGGUUCCGGGCCCCGUGGGCAGCAUUGGUUGGGGCGCCGCGCGUUUGCUAUGGGGAUGGUGCCCAACGGGCUCCUGCCCAAUGCGUCGGCAGGGGUCACGAGGCAGCUCGACGACGAGCGCUGGGCCGUCGCGGAGGUACGGGCGGCGGAGCUGAUCGCCCGCAUCCAGCCCAACGAGGAUUCCGAGAGGCGGAGGAGCGCCGUCUACCACUACGUUCGGCGCCUCAUCAUGAAUUGCCUCGCCUGCGAGGUUUUCACUUUUGGAUCAGUCCCUCUGAAGACUUACUUACCUGAUGGUGACAUUGAUGUCACUGCUUUUAGUGAAAGUGAAGAAUUAAAGGAUGCUUGGGCCAACUUGGUUCGAGAUGCAUUGGAGCAUGAAGAGAAAAGUGAAAAUGCUGAAUUUCGUGUAAAAGAAGUUCAGUAUAUACAGGCAGAGGUAAAAAUCAUUAAGUGUCUUGUUGACAACAUUGUUGUUGAUAUAUCAUUUAAUCAAGUUGGUGGAUUGUGUACACUUUGUUUCCUCGAAGAGGUUGAUGCCUUGAUCAGUCAGAACCAUUUAUUCAAGAGGAGUAUCAUUUUGAUAAAGGCAUGGUGUUUCUAUGAGAGUCGUAUUCUUGGAGCUCACCAUGGUCUUAUAUCUACCUAUGCAUUGGAGACCUUGGUUCUGUACAUUUUUCAUGUGUUCAACAAUUGUUUUACUGGACCGCUGGAGGUAUUAUACCGUUUCUUAGAAUUCUUCAGCAACUUUGACUGGGAGAAAUUUUGUUUGAGUUUGCGGGGUCCUGUUCCUAUAAGUUCACUUCCAGAUAUGACUGUGGAGCCUCCACGGAUGGAUGCUGCUGAAUUGUUGCUGAGCAAGUCCUUCCUUGAUAAAUGCAGUUACGCGUAUGCAGUUAUGCCUCGUAUCCAGGAAAGCCAGGUUCAACAACCAUUUGUUUCAAAACACUUCAAUGUUAUUGAUCCUUUACGGACAAACAAUAACCUCGGAAGGAGUGUAAGUAAAGGCAAUUUCUUUAGGAUACGCAGUGCCUUUUCCUUUGGGGCAAAAAGGUUGGCAAAGUUACUUGAAUGCCCAAAAGAAGAUAUAAUUUCUGAAGUAAAUCAGUUCUUCACAAAUACAUGGAGAAGACAUGGUACUGGCAAUCGUCCUGAUGCACCUACGCUAAGUCUGGUUCGUCAGCUUCCUCUGAAGGCUGCUCCUGCUGAAGCAUCAAACAGUCAAAGAAGUGGGAUGGCACUCAAGAAAAACACUGAGAAUCCUGAUCUUCAUGCUAACCAGGUUAAUCUCAGUGAAAGUGCUAAUAACUAUCCUGAAGCUACUUCUCAGCCACUUCAGAGAACUGUUCUACAAUCGAGAAAUUCACUGAGAACAGCUAAUCCCUCUGGUUCUCACACUCAUCACCAAAAAGUUCAUGUAACACAUGGCAAUAUCAACUUCUCUGUGCAGCUUGAAAGAAACAUAUCUGAUGGAUCAAUGCAAAAUGAAAGGGACAAGACAGUGCCAAAUUCUCUCUUUGUUAAUGAUAGAAAUGGACAAAACAAGUCUCGGUUUGCAAGAACCCACUCUAGUCCUGAACUAACAGACCCUUCUGUUGAAGGAUAUUCUCGUGGAAGACGGACUAGAGUGGUUGAAAUGGAAAAAUCUUUGAAAGUUGAUUACAAUAGCAGAAGAAACAACAUGGCUCCAGAAGUUUCUAGCAGCCACAUCACUAAGUCUUCACAGGAUGAGUCAAUCUCUUCGAUGAAUAGUUCAUCUCACCAUAGUGGGAAAGCAGCUUCUGACUCAAACAGUGUGUCAAGCAGUUACCAUGAAGAUAAUGGUUUUAUAAUGAGUGAAGAACUUCCUUCUGUAUCUGAGGCAUCAGAGAAACACCAAGAGGAACAAGUCCUAGUUAAUCUAAUGUCAUCAGCUAAAUUGCAUGAACUCAAUGGACAAAUUCAAUUGCCAAUGGAAAUGUCAUCUCAUUUUUCAGCGACACCCUCCCCUUUACUUGCACCAACAGCUUUUUCCCAAAAACACUUUCCUGGGAUUCCACCAACUAGCUUAAUUGGCGCUCCAUGGCCCAAUAUGCAUUUGCUCCAUGGAUUUGUUCCACCACCCAUGUCCCAUUAUGUCCAAAAUCAUACUUUCCCACCAAACAUUGAAGAAGGUAAUGAGAGCGAGAAGCUUAUUACACCAGAUGCAAAUCGUGAUGAUGGCAACAAUUGGCAUGAGUAUGGUGUUGGAUUGCCUAGAUAUUUCAAUCAACAAGGAAGAGAUCCACAGAUGCGCCAUUUUAACGGAAAAGACCAUUCCUCUUCACCUAACAUUGUAUCUGGUGUCCCCUUGGAAAGGCAGGGGGAGAUUGCUAUUGAGGAUAACGGAGCAUUAGAAGAGAACUAUACCAACAUGUUUCAAAACCAAACAAGUAGACAAGUCAGCAUAAAUACUCCAAUGGGUAGUGGAAAUGCAAGGAUUCCUUCGGAAUCCGGUUUGUCAGGAAACAAAGCUAUGCCAGAGAAUUCAUGGGAUGAAUUAGCUGGAAACACAAGACCAUUGAGAGACAAAUGGGGAAAAAAGCCUGCCUUUUCAACACCCGACACAAUUGCACAUAACAAAAAUAAUACUGGUUGGCAGACUGGAAAUUUUUCUGAGCAUAUUCCCCCAGAGGUUGAUGAUGGUGCCAGGAAUGGUGUUACAAUACCAAGCAUUAGACAUGAUACCUCUGACAUAAUAACAAGGUCUGGCCCAAUAGCAUCAAGAACUAGUCAAGUGCCAAAUGAUCUUGAACCAUCACAGAUUGGCAUGCCUAAUCCAGUGUUCACACCUUUUUUUAUUGGUUCCUCUCAGCAGAGACAAGCUGGUAGUGCUGGACUGACUUUUGUUCAAACAGGUCCAGCGGUUCCUUUUGUAAUGUUGCCAUAUGUUCCUGGAAAUAGUGAUGGAUCUGCUCCUCAGUUUGGGAGGAAUGAAGGAGUUGAUCAACUUCCUGUCAAUAUUGCUGUCCAAAAUUUUACUUCACUCAACAAUGUCCACCAUCCUGAUAUCAAUGCUACCUCAACAGCUUCAUCCAGUACUAUAGGCGAUCCAUCUGAUGACCAAAAGCCUGACAUUUUGAACGGAGAUUUUACUAGCCACUGGAAUAAUUUACAGUAUGGACGAUCAUGCCAAAAUCAACGUCCCAUUAAUCCUGUAUUAUACCCUUUUGCAGUGCCACCGAUGUAUUUACAGGGCCAUGUUCCAUGGGAUGGACCUGGUAGACCACCUUCAACAAAUGUUAAUUGGACACAGAUGGUACCCCCCAGCCAACGACUCAUUCCUGUGAUGCCGCUACAACCUCCUCCUGAAAGAAUUACUGGUGUUCCGCAGCACAAUGCAGAGGAUUUGCCCAAAUUCCGUGGUGGCACAGGAACUUACUUUCCAAAUCCUAAGUUUCCAUAUAGGGACCGGCACUCGAGCUCAAGAAACCACAGAGGAAGUUAUAACACUGACAAGGGUGACCAUAAUGAUAAAGAAGGAAAUUGGAUAAACUCAAAACAACGAAAUCCUGGCCGCAGCUAUGGACGUAACCACUCAGAGAGGUCUGGCAUGCGAUCGGAUAGACAAACAGCAGAUGAAAGCCAGUAUGAUAGGCAGCGGCGGUCCUACAGAAGUGAUUCAUACAGGCAUGAGGCAGGCACUCAAUCUUCUGGAUCUACAAACUAUAUACGCAAACCAGGGAACAUGAUGCAUGGAGAACCAUCACCAUCUGCUUCGAAUGGUAUUGGUGCCUUUUCUGGACCUUCAACUCCAUAUUUCAUGUACUACUCAUGUGAACCAGGCACAAAUCACGGCUCUUCAUCUGAACCACUUGAAUUUGGUUCACUUGGGCCAGUUCCUACAGCUGAUGGUGGCAACAUGCCACGACCCACUAGUCAAGCGAUGCCCAACGAGCUUUAUGGGCAAAGGCAUGUUGCAUUUAGGGGUGGCUCUUCUCAUUCAUCUCCUGAUCAACCAUCAUCACCUCAAACUCGCAGUCCGUUCUGAUCUCCUAAUCUGGUGGCUUGGUCGUGGGCUCGUGGCAAUGAAUCCAGUGCUUAUAAAUGGUUUGGAGAUGAAGUAUACCCAGAAUGCACUUGUGCUCUGGCAGCUGAUAUCGUAUACUUUUAGAUGCCUUACCAGAAUUUACUUCAGUCCAACGAUACAUCAGUCAUCAGAACAUUUUAGCCAUCACAAUUUAUCAUGGCACUACCUGAUUUCGUCCGCACCAACCUUCAGGUUUCUGAACAAGCAUAGAACUGGGAACCCUGAAUAUCUUGCUCGAGAAUUAACUGAGAGUGCUACCCUUCUAUGUAUAUUACCGUCAAAGAUAAUAGUAUUAACGCUGAAGGAGGUGGAUUGGCUUUUCAACCCUGAAGGACAAGCAUGGAGAAUUACUGGAUCAUAAUGUUGUUGGCUGAACCAAUGUAACGGAAUGAAUGAUACAUUCUCGUCUACAGGUAGACGCGGACUCGUUAUUUUACAUACAACAAACUUUUUCACAUUAGAUGACUAGGUUUUAGGCGAAUCCUCAACAGCAAACUGAACGGUUGUCUCUAGCCUUCUUUGACUGAGUAAAAAAAAAAAUGUUGGUACUCA